AUCUUGUAGUAGUCCCCGCCCUGUACGAACACGGAACUGACCUUGCGCUGAUCCUGUUAGGUGGCCCUUUUCCUCUCCUCAUUUCUCUUUAUGUUUAUAGCGUAUAUUAGUUGGUAAAUGUGUUUAUAAUGAAUGAAUUUGGUUAAAUUAUGCAGUUGACUUUCUAAAAUCACACCACGCGUCUUUGUGGUUUCACAUGCUGUUUGCCGAUAACUUAUCUGGGUUAGGUUAGCGCAUUGCUACGCAAGCAAACGUCUGGAUUUGAAGGGGCAGAUACUCCAGUGACCUCAGCAUGUGGGACACCGAGAUCAGGGGCAUGGCGUCGGCUCAUGCCAUCAUCGCCUCCUCCAUCUUUAUGGCCACGGUGCUGCCGGCUGUCCUGCUGGAGAAGUUCUCCGUCUACGGCUCCCACAUGCUCUGGCUCUACUCUGUGGCUGGCUCUGUUGCCGUUGUCAACAUUGCUGUCUUUUGGCUGCUAGGCAUCAGUCCUCCAACAAAAAGGCAUACGUUGACUCACAAGAUGUCCAAACUGGUACGGUCCUGCCUCUACUUCCUGCUGUCCUGCUUGUUUUUCCACUCGGUGGUUGUACUGUAUGGCGCACCUCUUCUGGAAAGCGCACUGGAAACAUUCUCCCUGGCUGUCUUACUGUCCACCAUGACCACGUUAAGGUGCUUGUGCAUGCUGGGGCCCAAUGUUCAAGCAUGGAUCCGUGUGUUUAGCAGGGAUGGGGCUAUGUCGGUUUGGGACACAUCUCUGCAGAUCACCACAGGAUGCAGUGUGCUCGGAGCAUGGCUUGGGGCAUUCCCAAUCCCCCUUGACUGGGAUCGGCCGUGGCAGGUCUGGCCUAUUUCCUGCACACUGGGGACCACGGUGGGCUUUCUGACGGGUCUGCUGGUGGCCCCCGUCUGGAUCCACUGGCAUCGCAAGCAGCUUAUCUACAAGAGCAAAUAAAUGCCUGUAGGCACAAAGAGACGCGCACACAUGCGCCACAAGGCACACAUACAGAUAAUAUAAAAGCGGACUGGACUUGGACAAAAAGGAUACUUCCACAACCCUCCAAGCCCCUGUAAUCCCCAAACAUUGAGACGCUUCGGUCAAGAGUGUGGCAACCCCCCACUGCACAGCACCCUCAGUCCUUGAAAACUGCUGCCCUCCAACCCUAUUAGUCACUGAGGUCUUGUUCACAAAAUGUAACAAAAAUCUUGUCAUAACUUAAAAACAUACCAUUUGUUCUGUUUGUACUAUUUUCCUGCGUGUUAAUUUUGUGGCAGUAUGCUCUCUGGUUUUUCAACGUUUGUCCCUCUUCAGUUUUUGGUUCUGUGUGGUUCUCUGAGACAUUUUAAUUUUUUUUCAGUGUGUGUGAGAGAGAGAUUUGAGAGCGAGAUAGUGAACGAAUUUUGCAAUUCUUUGAGCAGAGAUGCACUAUUUCCUUUUUUCGUCUGGGAGUGAAUAAACAAUCACUUCUGUAAA
Molecule: messenger RNA, 1471 nt
Organism: Engraulis encrasicolus (European anchovy)
Lineage: Eukaryota; Metazoa; Chordata; Actinopteri; Clupeiformes; Engraulidae
Gene: pigf
Product: phosphatidylinositol glycan anchor biosynthesis, class F
Exons: 6
Coding region: 293-952 (219 amino acids)
Biological process (GO): GPI anchor biosynthetic process
Cellular component (GO): endoplasmic reticulum membrane
Source: RefSeq, a predicted model, not a curated record